Cryptosporidium ubiquitum is the source of this 408-nucleotide messenger RNA. RefSeq names its product histone H3. The record is from RefSeq and is a predicted model, not a curated record. Gene Ontology annotation, molecular function: structural constituent of chromatin; protein heterodimerization activity; DNA binding. Bases 1 to 408 code for a protein of 135 amino acids. NCBI's taxonomy places the organism in Eukaryota, Apicomplexa, Conoidasida, Eucoccidiorida, Cryptosporidiidae. Gene Ontology annotation, cellular component: nucleosome. The transcript has a single exon.
AUGGCUAGAACUAAGCAAACAGCACGUAAAUCAACUGGUGGUAAGGCACCACGUAAGCAAUUGGCAUCAAAGGGUGCAAGAAAAUCAGCACCAGUAACUGGUGGUGUAAAGAAGCCACGUAGAUACAGACCAGGAACUGUAGCCCUUCGUGAAAUUAGAAGAUACCAAAGAUCAACUGAGCUUUUGAUCAGAAAGUUGCCAUUCCAGAGAUUAGUACGUGAAAUUGCUCAAGAUUUUAAGACUGAUUUAAGGUUCCAAUCAUCGGCUGUAAUGGCUUUACAGGAAGCUGCUGAGGCCUAUCUCGUUGGUCUCUUCGAAGAUACAAACUUGUGUGCUAUUCAUGCUCACCGCGUAACCAUUAUGCCAAAGGAUGUUCAGUUAGCUCGUCGUAUCCGUGGUGAAAGGUAA